AUGUCAAAGAUAAUAUUAAUAGUUUUAGGGAUAUUUAUAUUUCUACUAUGUCACAUUUCCAAUUCCCCAAUCCAAGCAAUGGAAUAUCAAAUUACUAUGGGUCCAACUUAUCUCCCCAAUGCACCUAAAAAAUAUGUAAACAACACUGAUUUUAUGGUACAAUUAAAUUGGGUGACUAAAUGUUUCUAUGUCUGGAAUACCUUUAACGAAUCACAUAAAAAUAAUGCACAGUUUUCCCUUAUGCCAAUGAGUUUUAGAGAUGAUACUAUAUUUAAAUUUGUAAAUGUAAACUAUACUAUACAUUAUACUUGUUUUGACUUUCAUUGUUUUCCCAAUGUGACUGGACCAUGGCCAUAUUAUUAUUUUGUCAUUUACCAUCCGUAUUAUCAAUUUAUCAAUUCUACCAUUUCUUGGGAUGGUAUCCCUGAUCGUCCCACUCAAUUGGAUAUGACAAUGACUUAUUCAAAUUAUACAAAUGUAGUUUAUAAUAUUGAUUCUGUUGUACCAAUGAGACUUUAUUCUCUUGAACAUAGAAUGAGCAAUGUAUCAUUUUUCUGUACACCAUCGAAACAUAAAAGAAUGCUCUUUUUGAUGACCUAUUUAUGUGAACAUUAUCAAAUCAAAUUUUGUGCCAAUGGUGAUACCGUUGUUUAUCAUCUAUUAAAACAACAUGACAUUUAUCAAAAUGAUAUUCGUUAUUGGAUUGAAUAUAUUCAUUUUAAUGAAUCAUAUAUAGGAUUAUAUAAUAAUUCUUAUCUUUGGAAUAAUAAAACUAGUUAUUAUAUCAAUAAUUCAAUUAUUGAUUGUCAAAAUUCAAUGAUUGAAACGAUCAAUACAACUCUUGAAACUGGAUCCAAAGCAUUAUUAUAUCAAUCAAAUUUAACAUUUGUUUCAUUUAAAGUUAACCAUGGUGAAAUUCAUUUGAAUCAUACUAUUACCUUUACCAUCACAAACAAAGGUUACAGCAAUAGUCCGGAAAUGAUUAUAUCAAAUAAUUCAAAAAUUAUAUUUAAUAAUGUAACGAUAAACAACCCCUUUCCUUUGGAUAUCUUUGAUUCUACUUUCUUUAUAGAAGGAAACCCGGUCAAUACAAAAGUACCAUUUACAGUCAAUCUCUAUGGUAAAUCUAUACUUGAACUAAACGAUCCUGUUGUUUCUCAUCAUCCAGACAUAUUUUUUAAUUUAAAUGAUGAUACAGUGAUUAUUUUCAACAAGAGAAAUACAGAUAAUCGACCCAUCUAUCCACCGAUCAAAUUAAAAGGAAAGAAUGGUGUUAUUUUUAGAAAUGAUGAUGGGUUCAAUUUAACUCCAUACUACUCAAUGACUGGAUACCCAUCUUUUACUAUAGUGUCAAAUGCAACUUUGAAUUUGGUUCAAUAUAUUCAAUUCGUUAAUAUUUCUCUCUCAAAUAGUACAUUGAAUGCAUCCUCUGCUGUUAAAUUCCCAAUCUACACAGGUAUUGAAAAAAACAAUCUAAUCAAUAAUUGUUCAAUUGCUUAUUUUGGUGGUUCAAUGAUUGGUUCAAAUAAUCAAAUUGAUAAAUUAACCAUAUUACAUGGAGAAAAUGAAAAUUCAACAAUGAUAACAUUCUUUAAUGCAACCAUUGAAAAUAUUCAAUUCUUUACUAUUCAUAAAAUUAUUCAAAUUGAAUUAAAAGUAAUAAUUAAAAAUUCAAUAUUUGAAUUUUCAAAUAGAUUAGAAUUUUCAAAUUCAGUCAAUCAAACAAAUGAUGAUUCUCUAGUCAUUUCAAACUCUACUAUUAUUCUUUCAAAUGGACUUGGUGGAAAUAUUUCAUCAUUGUAUUUUGAAAAGGAUUCAACUAUUGUAGGUAAUGGUAUCAUUGAUAUAAACUCUACCAAAACAAUCAUUGAUGCUCCAAUUGGUUCACUUGUCAGUUAUUCAAACUUUUCAAUCAAUUGUGUACAAAAUAUUAAUUGUUUUAAUCUAACUUUAUAUCAAUUCAUUGAUUCCAAUACUACUUCAACUUUCAAAUUAAAUGGAUUUGAAAAUGGACAUUUUAAUGGAACAUUGGUAAUUGGUUAUUUUGUAAAUUCAAUUGUAUUGUUUAAAAACUAUACUGUUUUAGAGUUUGAUGUUAAAAGAUUGCUUGGAAAUGAAACGGUAGACUACCAAAAGGUAAAACUUGUUCCUUUGGAUGGAAAGUUGAAACCAACCGACUCGGAUCCACUUCCAUUUGUCGCACAUGCCACUAGAGACUCUAUCACUGUCCAGUUCCUUCCAGCGCCCGAGAAAACAGUUGGCGAUCAAUCAAAUCCCAAUGCAGGUGUUAUCGCUGGUGCUGUUGUUGGGCCAGUUGUUGGGGCAGUGGCUAUUGGUGCCGUCGCCAAGAUAUUGUACAAUAAGAGAAAACAAAAGACUGCAACCUCUACUUCUCCACCUUCACCACAUAUUGGUAGAGCUCCAUCUUCAUCUCCUUUGAAUGCAUAG
Messenger RNA from Cavenderia fasciculata, 2448 nucleotides. RefSeq lists its product as uncharacterized. Bases 1 to 2448 code for a protein of 815 amino acids. NCBI's taxonomy places the organism in Eukaryota, Evosea, Eumycetozoa, Acytosteliales, Cavenderiaceae. The record is from RefSeq and is a predicted model, not a curated record. The transcript is spliced from 9 exons.